Messenger RNA from Cheilinus undulatus (humphead wrasse), 2275 nucleotides. It is a transcript of the gene wrnip1, whose product is annotated as WRN helicase interacting protein 1. Gene Ontology annotation, biological process: DNA repair; DNA-templated DNA replication; regulation of DNA repair. Lineage: Eukaryota; Metazoa; Chordata; Actinopteri; Labriformes; Labridae. Gene Ontology annotation, cellular component: nucleus. Gene Ontology annotation, molecular function: ATP binding; enzyme activator activity; DNA binding. The transcript has 7 exons. Bases 8 to 1819 code for a protein of 603 amino acids. The record is from RefSeq and is a predicted model, not a curated record.
AACCAAAAUGGCGAACGAGAUGACAUCCACAGCACCGGGUUCUGUACAGUGUCCGGUUUGUUUUCAAGACUUCACGCCCUCUACGAUUAAUGGACACCUCGACGUGUGCUUGUUGAACACUGUGGCGGACAGCGGUCCGUCAACAACUGACGGGACCGAACCUCCCAUAAAGAAAUCUCGCAUUAGUGCCGAGGCUGCUUCCCCUAGCACCAGUGUCAACAGACCAACGGUCAGCUCACCUUCCUCCUCCUCGUCCAGGUCGGGUACAACGUCAUCUUCUGUAUUUUCUCUGUUUCAGGGCAAUAAGAGUAAAACUCCGACUCAGAGUGAACGUAUUGGUGCACUGGCAGGUAAACAAACUGCUAACAAGGGACUUAAACGUACUUUGCUGAGGGACUCCGAGCCUGGACCUGCCGGUUCAGAUAACGGCCAACUCCCGGGAUCAAACGGGCCAGCAAUGAAAAUUUCAAGUAGUAUCCCUCCGCGGAGCCUGCUAACCAUGGAUAAACCGCUGGCAGACACGCUGAGACCAAACACGCUGGAGGAGUACUUCGGCCAGAGCAAAGUAGUAGGCCAGGAAACACUCCUCCGUUCACUUCUGGACUCCCAGGAAAUACCAUCAUUGAUCCUGUGGGGACCACCAGGUUGCGGAAAGACCACUCUGGCUCACAUUAUUGCCAGCACCAGCAAAAAGAAGGGGACGGCCCGUUUUAUGAGUCUUUCUGCCACCAGUGCGUCUGUCAGUGAUGUUAGAGAGGUGAUCAAGCAGGCCCAGAAUGAGCUGCGACUGUGCAAGAGGAAGACCAUCCUGUUCAUUGAUGAAAUUCACCGCUUCAACAAAUCCCAACAGGACACCUUCCUUCCUCAUGUGGAGUGUGGGACCGUUAUUCUGAUCGGGGCAACCACAGAAAAUCCAUCUUUCCAGGUAAAUUCUGCCUUGUUGAGCAGGUGCAGGGUUCUAGUCCUGGAGAGACUCUCUGUGGAGGCAAUGGGUUCGAUUCUGAACAGGGCUGUCGAUAUACUGGGCAUCAGAGUACCGGAACGAGAAACUGAGGAUCUAGACCAAUCAGAUGAACAUGGGCCAAAGAUCUUCAUUGAACAAAAAGCCCUGGACACUAUAGCUUUUCUUUGUGAUGGGGACGCCAGAGUCGGACUCAAUUGUCUGCAACUGGCUGUUCAGGCUCAGGUGAACUCGGCCCGAUACGUCUCAUCAGAACAGGGUGGUUCUCAGAAAAUACUGGUGAAGGAGGAGCACAUCAAGGAAGCUCUUCAGAGGUCCCACAUUCUCUAUGACAAAGCUGGUGAAGAGCAUUAUAACUGCAUCUCAGCAUUGCACAAGUCCUUGAGAGGCUCCCAUGAGAAUGCAUCUCUCUACUGGCUGGGCCGCAUGCUGGAGGGGGGUGAGGAUCCUCUCUAUGUGGCUCGCAGACUGGUCCGCUUUGCUAGCGAGGAUAUUGGUUUGGCUGAUCCUGCUGCUCUUCCUCAGGCUGUGUCUGCCUUUCAAGCCUGUCACUUUAUUGGCAUGCCUGAAUGUGAGGUGAUCUUGGCUCAGUGUGUAGUUUAUAUGGCACGAGCACCUAAGUCCGUGGAUGUCUACAAGGCCUAUGCUAACGUGAAGUCCUGUUUGAGGAAUCACAAAGGUCCCCUACCUCCCGUCCCUCUGCAUCUCCGCAACGCCCCCACCAGGCUGAUGAAACAGCUGGGCUAUGCUAAAGGCUACAAAUACAACCCAGCCUUCAGUGGCACUGUGGAGCAGGAGUACUUACCAGAGGAGCUACGGGAUGUAGACUUCUUUACGUGGACACCCUCAGGCCCCUGAGGGCGUGUGGCAAUGACUGACAAAAUAGUAUAAGUCAAAACUGGGGCUGCUCAAUGAGAGCAGUCUUGUAAAAUGACCAAUAAUGGGGAUGAAUGUAAGGCUUAUGCUGCAGAUCUGAGUUAAUUUUAUGGUCUUGUUGUGUUUUCUGCAUUGAUUAACUGCUGAGGGAAAAGAAGGAAUAACAUCCAUCAGGAUCACCACUAACCAUCAUGUAACAUUUAAUGACUUGUUGAUUUUUUUAAUGAAUAUGUUAUUAAAGUACUCAAACAUAUACAGUUAUUUUUAGAUCUAUAUUGGUUUAAACAGAAUAGAUAAACAAAACGUACAGUAUGCACACAGUAAAGCUUUGUAUUUCUAAAAUACACCUUUCUAUGUUGACCAUGUUCAAAACAUGUUUGUUUACCUUUGUUCUGUCCAUGUAACGUUUUCCACUUUGCAUAAACUUAUUAAAAUGUU